Molecule: messenger RNA, 3751 nt
Organism: Etheostoma cragini (Arkansas darter)
Lineage: Eukaryota; Metazoa; Chordata; Actinopteri; Perciformes; Percidae
Product: monocarboxylate transporter 7-like
Exons: 6
Coding region: 278-2074 (598 amino acids)
Biological process (GO): monocarboxylic acid transport; transmembrane transport
Molecular function (GO): monocarboxylic acid transmembrane transporter activity
Source: RefSeq, a predicted model, not a curated record
AAAGUGCAGACGGAGAACUGGCUCGAACCAGAUUUCUUUAACCCCUUUCCUAGACCCGUCCCUGCCUGUCGGGGACCGGGUGUUCAUGAAUGCGAGCUUGUAUCAAACAGAGUAUGAAUCAGUGCGCGUUUGCGGACACAUGCACGUGAAUGUGUAGGGAAGUGCUGUAGUUCAUUGAAGGCUGCGCGCGACAGCAGCCGGUUUUGAUUCCAGCAGGGACAGAAAAGCCGGUCAAGCGAAGGAAUACCGUACUUCCGUCUGACGCUACACACAGGUCAUGGCACUGUGUGGAUUAAAGGGUCCACGUUUCUUGGGGCCCAAUGUGUACCCAGAAGCCCCUGAUGGAGGCUGGGGAUGGGUGGUGGCUGUGGCCUUCUUCUUGGUGGAGGUUUUCACUUAUGGUACCAUCAAGAUAUUUGGUAUCUUUCUUCAGGAUCUAAUGGAGGAGUUUGGAGAGACCAACAGUCGGGUCUCCUGGAUCAUUUCCAUCUGCGUGUUUGUCAUGACCUUUAAUGGUCCUCUCUCCUCUGUGAUGACUAACCGCUUUGGGUUCCAACUGGUUGUUAUGAUUGGGGGAUUACUUAUUGCCGCUGGGACCAUUGCAACCAGCUUUACCAACUCCAUCAAUCAAAUGUACAUCACCUAUGGAUUAGUUGCAGGUCUGGGAUACUGUCUGACCUUCCUGCCCACUGUGACCAUCCUCUCCCAGUACUUCUCUCGCCGACGGUCUUUGGUCACAGCUGUGGCUUCCACUGGAGAGUCCCUGUCCAUGUUUGCCCUAGCCCCAGCUUUUUCUGCAUUAAGAGACCAUAUUGGCUGGCGACAUACCAUGGCAGUGAUAGGAGCUCUGCAAAGCACCAUCAUCAUCUGUGGUACUCUGCUUCGGCCAAUCAUUAUCAAACCCAGAGCGACCCCUGAGACAGAGACUGACGGAUCGUCCCAAAAGGAACUGGAAGCUCUCAGUACACCAGAGAAUGUAGAAGGCACAAAUCCAGAGGACUCUAUAAUAAACAAUACCUCAUAUGCACAAAAUACCUCCCACAGUCUGGACAAUGAGCUAAGCAGAGGCUCUGUGAGCACGGGAGACUCUGGUGUCCAGUCUCUAAAGGACACAGACAACAUCAGCUCAGAGGAGAAGACUUUACUGCACAAAGAAGCAGGGAAAUCUGUGGAAAACAGUAUGGCAGAGGUUAUAGAAACUGAAACCGGGGAUAAAAGGAAUGGAAAUACAGAGAAACAAGUGAUAAAUGAGGAUGAGGAAAUGAAAUUAGGUGAUCAAAAGCCAUCCACGAAGAACUCAAAACUUCUAGACUUCUCUAUCCUCAGAGAGUGCAACUUCAUUCUCUAUUCUCUGUUCGGACUGUUUGCCACGCUCGGUUUCUUCGCCCCUCAACUCUACAUCAUCGAGCUGAGUGUGAGUCGAGGUGUGGAGCGGGACCGCGCCACCUACAUGCUCUCCACCAUGGCUGUGGCUGAAAUCCUUGGCCGAUUUUGCAUUGGGUGGAUCCUGAACCGGGAGCAGUUCAGGAAGAAGAAGCUGCUGGUGCUUCUGGCAUGUGUGAUUGCAAUGACUGCUGAUCUGGUUGGAUUUACUUUGGUCACGGAGUUCUACGGGCUAGCUGUGUGCUGCACAUUGUAUGGGUUCUUCAUGGGAACCCUAGCAUGUACCCACAUCCCCAUGCUGGCGGAGGAUGACGUGGUGGGCAUAGAGAGGAUGUCUUCAGCUGCUGGUGUCUAUGUGUUCAUACAGAGCUUUGCUGGGCUGGCUGGACCCCCACUUGGAGGUGUGCUGGUGGAUGUGACUGAGAACUAUGGAUCAGCCUUCUACUCCUGUGCAGUCGGCAUGGGCGUUAGUGCAUUGUUCUUGGGUUUGGUGAAACCUGCUAAGAAAGGAUUACUGUGUAGGAAGAAGGACUAUAAACUCCCUGAAGGCGAACAUAAAAGAGAAGGGGACUCCGAGGAACGGACUACAGUGCAUAAACCGGACGAAAGAACUGACCGUUCUUUGGACUGCUCUGAAGUGGACGACCUGGCAGAGACCACAAGAGAUGUGCAGGUUAUACGUUUUGCUUGAUCUGAUGAAAAUGAUCUGAAAGUGUUAAGCAAUAUUAGGGUAAAAUGCUGAAGACUACAGCUGGCAAGAUUAAUACAAGGAAACUGAACAUUAAUGCAAUAAAGAGAAAGACCAAAAAUGUUUAUGAUCUGCCAUUGUAGAUCUGUCCUCUGAGACCAAUCUUUAGAACUUUUACAUCACAGUAUUUAUGUAGCAAUUGUGCCUCGCAUACCUAAAGUAUCAAACUGUUUUUUUUUCUAGAGUCGAAAGGUAGGCCUAUACUAUGAAAUGAGCUUUAAGUGAGUGAAGCUUUUGAUGUAGUCUUGCCUUAAUGGACAAUAGUGUGUGAUAAAGUAUGGACAUGUUGAAAAUGGACCACAAGUGAUGCAGCGUUAAUAGAGGUGCCUUGGUUUUAAAUAUUUCAGAAACACGACUUAUUGUUACACUGACACUUGAUGAACUAAUUACCUGCUGGCAAUCAAUGUACCAUAAUUAAUAGCCAGAACAACUGUGAUGCAAAUUUAGCUGCAAGAACAAUAAUUUGCACAGAUUCUGUAACACAUGUUAUAGAAAAUACAUAAAGCUCAGGAGAUGUGAUUAAAAGUGUUUCUUUUUUUAAACAAAAUGUCACCGAGCUGACUAUUGCACUACGUGAUAUGAGAUACCACACUCAAAUCUAUUUUUGUAAAGAAAAUGUGUUAAAUCACAAUAAAGCAACAUAGUGAUUUGAACCACUCAAUAAUGUUUAUGCGUUUUAUUUAUGUAAACUCCAACCUUAAACCAACUCAUUCAACUAUUUUUGUAGUUAUCACAUAAUUAUGGCAAAUGUUUUAAUACACUUUCACAUUACAAAUAUUGUGUGUACAUAUUGCAUCUUUAAUUUAGAUUUAAAACAUACUUACCUGUACUCAGCAUUCAUUCUGCCUUAUUAAGUAAUCAAACAGUAGCAGAAAUGUUAAGCACAUCUUUUUAAAUCUUAUCUUAAAUAGGUCAGAGCUGUUUGGUUUCUUUCCUGAAUAUAUCCUGAUUUAUGGACAACUACUAUAGUUCAUAUUUUUCCACCAGCAUGUCCAGACACCUGCAGUAGGUUUUGGAAAGUGGAACCCAUCCUGACAUGCAGAGGCCUCCUCUGGUCUGGAUGUUUGACUCUGAUCCCCCUCCAUCCAGAUCAGUAAGGUCUGUUGACCACAGAGCACAAAGACAUAACAUAAAUAUACAAUAUCUGAUCGUGUCUGUGCAUUAAUCUGUAAUCAGAUCUUUUACUAAGGCUUCCUCAUGGGUGAAAAAUGUCUUAAAUUACUUAAAAUCUGUAAGUCUUUCUUUGUUAUAUUGAAGAGCAGCUCCUUUUAAUACAUGUCAUCUACCUUUAAAUAUUUCCAAUUUGUGUCAAUCAUUCUUACAUAAUUGGCUUUAGGUUUGACUAAAACAUGAUGAUUCAGAAAAGAAAAAAAGCUUUCUUGUAAACACCACAACAAAUUAUUUCAGUGUAAUGAAGUUACCAUAUUAAUAAGUACUGGUAAUGUUCAAAACUAAAUAAAUGAGAAAAACAUGCUGGAAUUGAAAUAUACUUAAUUAUGGUUAAAAAUCAUCUUGUCAUUGUGAAUGAAUGUCAUGAAGGUGCUGUCUUAAUCAGGACGUCUAUGCUGUUCUCAUCUAAACACCAGAGCAAUACUGUACUGUAUGUGACUGUCUACUGUA